This is a messenger RNA of Pongo pygmaeus (Bornean orangutan), 409 nucleotides long. Its product is annotated as ribosomal protein uL24-like. The record is from RefSeq and is a predicted model, not a curated record. Gene Ontology annotation, cellular component: large ribosomal subunit; ribosome. Lineage: Eukaryota; Metazoa; Chordata; Mammalia; Primates; Hominidae. The transcript has a single exon. Gene Ontology annotation, molecular function: RNA binding; structural constituent of ribosome. Bases 1 to 378 code for a protein of 125 amino acids. Gene Ontology annotation, biological process: translation.
AUGAAGUUCAAUCCCUUCAUGAACUCGGACCGCAGCAAAAACUGCAAACGUCACUUCAAUGCCCCCUUGCACGUGCACAGGAAGAUCAUGUCAUCCCUGCUCUCCAAGGAGCUGUGGCAGAAGUACAAUGUCCGCUCCACGCCCAUCCGCAAGGAUGACGAGGUCCAGGUAGUUCAAGGACACUACAAAGGUCAGCAAAUUGGCAAGGUAGUCCAGGUGUACAGAAAGAAAGAUGUCAUCUACAUCGAGUGGGUGCAGCAUGAGCAGGCCAACAGCACAACCGUCCAUGUGGGUACUCACCCAAGCAGGGUGGUUAUCACCAGGCUAAAUCUCAACAAGGAUCGGAAAAAAAUUAUUGAACACAAAGCCAAGUCUUGACAAGUCAGAAAAGAGAAAGGCAAAUAUAAGG